AUGUCGAACAACUGGCAGGAGGAGGCCAUGCGCCGCCUGCGCCAGAUGCGGCAGACCUCGGGUGGUAUGGGCGGACGCGGACGCCCUCAGAUGCCGCGCGGCGGCGGCCCCGCGCUGCUCGGCGGCGCGCUGCUGAUUGGCGGCGCCAUGGUGCUGUCCAACGCGCUGUUCAACGUCGACGGAACGCACAUCAACAUCCCGUGGUUCGAGACGCCCGUCGUAUACGACGUCCGAGCCAAGCCGCGCAACGUCGCCUCACUGACGGGCACCAAGGACCUGCAGAUGGUCAACAUCACCUGCCGUGUGCUCUCGCGCCCGCAGGUCGAGGCGCUGCCGCAAAUCUACCGCACGCUUGGCACCGACUACGACGAGCGCGUGCUGCCGUCCAUCGUCAACGAGGUGCUCAAGAGCGUCGUGGCCCAGUUCAACGCCAGCCAGCUGAUCACGCAGCGUGAGAUGGUCGCCAAGCUCGUUCGCGAGAACCUGUCGCGCCGCGCGGCCCGCUUCAACAUUCUGCUCGACGACGUCUCGCUAACUCAUCUCGCCUUCUCGCCCGAGUUCACCGCCGCCGUCGAGGCCAAGCAGGUCGCCCAGCAAGACGCCCAGCGCGCCGCCUUCGUCGUCGACAAGGCCCGCCAGGAGAAGCAGGCCAUGGUCGUCAAGGCGCAGGGUGAGGCCCGCUCGGCCGAGCUGAUUGGCGACGCCAUCAAGAAGAGCAAGUCCUACGUCGAGCUCAAGAAGAUUGAGAACGCGCGCCUUAUCGCCCAGCAGAUGAACGAGUCCGGCUCCAAGAACAGGCUGAUGCUCGACGCUGAUGGCCUCGGCCUGAACGUGUUCGAGACGGAUGAGAAGAAGGUGCGAACACUGACCGGCAAGGAGAUUGAGCUGGACAUUGAGCCCGGGUACAAGAUCAAGGAAAAGGUCGAAGAGAAGGAAGGCAUUCCACCCGUACAGCAACGCCUCAUCUACGGCGGCAAGCAAAUGACCGACGACAAGACCGCGGCCGACUACGACCUUAAGGGCGGCGACACGCUGCAUCUCGUCCUGGCCCUCCGUGGCGGCUGCCAAUAG
Cordyceps fumosorosea ARSEF 2679 is the source of this 1071-nucleotide messenger RNA. RefSeq names its product prohibitin-2. The record is from RefSeq and is a predicted model, not a curated record. Bases 1 to 1071 code for a protein of 356 amino acids. Gene Ontology annotation, cellular component: mitochondrion; membrane. Lineage: Eukaryota; Fungi; Ascomycota; Sordariomycetes; Hypocreales; Cordycipitaceae. Gene Ontology annotation, molecular function: protein binding. The transcript is spliced from 6 exons. Gene Ontology annotation, biological process: mitochondrion organization.